GCUGAAUUACUAAUUCUUUUUCUUUCUUCUUUCUUUCUCAUUAUGAAUUUCAGUUUUGAAGGCAACUAUAAGCCAAGACGCAACAUCAACUUGGGUGGUGUUAGAAAAGUCGAUGAUAAAAAGUCGCUUAUGGUCAAAGCUCAACUUGAAAGAAAACAACGAGAACAAGAGCGUCUUCGUUUAAAGAGUGCAGAACGUAUUCAGGCUUUCUAUCGAGGACGAAAACAAGCUGCUCUUAUUCGACAAACAUUAAGACAUGAAUUUGAAUCCGUUGUUCGUACGGAACCUAUCGACAUGAUUACCUUGACUCGACAAUUGCUCUUAUUUUAUCAGCCUGAGAAAGACACAGCUUAUCUAGAACAAUACGCAGCUCAACUCACAGUGAUGCCUACAGGUGAUUCUUGGGUCUGGCUUGUCUGUCUGUUGAUCAAGAAAGUACUUUUACCCAGCAUAAAACAUCCUUCUGCAUCUCACCUAUUUUCUCGACUCUUGAAUGACUCUGAUCAUCAUAUCCGCAUCAUGACAUUUACGCUCUAUCAUACGUCUGUCUUCAAGACCAUCAAAGAAGCAUUUGAAUUAUUUCCAGACACUGUCGAGUCCAUUUUAUACCAAUAUGUUGUAUUUUAUCCACCUUAUGACUACCCAACAUCAUCUCUGAUGGAACAGUAUGGUGGUAGAAACAGACACGCUAUUUACAUGACACGUCCUGCAUUACUUGAAUGCAUCACACGUCAAUUAUUGACAGAUCCCUUUUUCUUUGAUCAUUUCAAUAACCGCUCUGCUGUUGUCCAUGCAUGGUCGACUCAAUUGCCAUUAAAGGACAUGUUGGCUACCGUGAUCGAUCUGUUUCCUAGUUACAACCUGGACCCCGAGGACAUUGCUGGGCUGUUGAUUAACCUGACAGAAAUGGGGGAAGCAGACUCAGGCAAACAUUUGUCUGGUGUGCUUACCAUGUAUGCAAAAGCCGUUCAGUUACUACUGACACAUUUACCUCUUUCGUAUCUAACAGACAUGUCCAAGGAGACCAUCAUAGAUCAAGACUCUUCUGAUGAUGAUGACGACAAUGACGAUGAUGAUGUGGUUAUGCAAGAAGCAAAACAACCUUCUCUAGUGAUAUCACCUCUUAUUUUAGCUCGUCUUGAAUCCCUGUAUGCUUCAGAUCGUAUUCAUGAGCUUCUUUAUUCGUUUAUUCAACAACAACAAUCAGACAUUGAAUCCAUUGCCAGUUUCUUUAAUACACUCAUGUUACGAUGGCCUUCUAAAAAGGACAGUAUUCUCAACACACUUCUAUAUAAAUCUCGACAAAAGACAACCCAACCUUUAAUUCAUGUUUUAUGGGAGUCUUGGUCAACAACAGCCAUGGUCUUCAAUGAAGAACACAUCAUGUUGCAUUUAGAUACUGCAGUCAAAUCCCUGAUGGACGGUAACCAAUGGUCUAUUCUGUAUCUUUUAUGUGAAGUCUAUGCGCGUUUGUUAUUGACAAUGGGAGAUGACGAGUUCUUCUCGACCAAGAAUCCACUUGAACUCAAUCAAGUCGUUGGAUUAAGUAGACAACUUAAGCAUAUUGCGUUUAUUAUGUUUUGGCGUGCUAAUACGAUGGAUUUAACACAGACGAUUGGUAUGACAGGUAUUCAACUCAGUCAAUUACGGUCCAGUGUCACUCAUCUAUUACAACAAAUUCAUAUGCGAGAGUAAGUGAAUAAUAACAAAAAGAGGGGGAGGGGCCUAUUAAGAGGGAUGAUUAAUGAUGUCUA
Gilbertella persicaria is the source of this 1754-nucleotide messenger RNA. RefSeq lists its product as uncharacterized. Bases 43 to 1695 code for a protein of 550 amino acids. The record is from RefSeq and is a predicted model, not a curated record. Lineage: Eukaryota; Fungi; Mucoromycota; Mucoromycetes; Mucorales; Choanephoraceae. The transcript has 3 exons. Gene Ontology annotation, molecular function: ubiquitin protein ligase activity. Gene Ontology annotation, biological process: ubiquitin-dependent protein catabolic process; protein polyubiquitination.